AAAUAUAAUGUAAACAUGCGCAUAUUUUCAGAAAAUGAACAUUAGUAGGUGUAGGAAAACCAAAACGUAUACCCUAUAUAAAUCUUUUGUGCGUCGUUUUAAUUUUUCAAAUCACUACUGGAUAACAUGUCGUUGUUUCAAGUGCCCGGCAGCAAAAAGGAGGGAAAUAAUGUCGAGAAAUGUGCCAAUGAUGUAGACAAGCUCGUGUAUGCUGCUAAGGUGGGACAAUGGGAUGUCGCUUGGUCCAUUCUUGGAACACCAGAUGCUCCAAAAAAGAGUUACCUCUUAAACGCAAUCCCUCAAAAUCGUCGAUGGGGUGUUUUACAUCAGGCCGUGUAUUGGAAAGAUCCGAGCAUUCUUCGAACUUUGCUAAAAUUCAAAUCGUGCGAUUCAGAUAUGAAAGCAAAGAAAUGUGAGUCAGAAUGCGGCGCCACUGGGAGAAUGAAUGCCCUUGAAAUCGCAAAUAAGUAUAAAUAUACAGCAAUGAGUGUUAUUUUGAAAAACCAUAUGCUUAACAGCGUUCGAGAACAACAUAUCCCGACGUUCCAGCCAUAUGAUGGUUACUGCGACAAUAAAGGACUCUGUUUGCUAUCGGUCACUCUGUCGUCAUACAAGAAGGCGUUUCAUCCGACAGCCGUGGACCCUAAUAAAUCGGUUCUAUCGAUUCUCUCCGAUGUAUUCAACGACAUAUGUCGUGGAGCAGGGCGUUGGAAGGCUGUUCAAGAGGUGGUGGCAGACUCCGUUUACGCUGUCUCGGUUGAGAAAGCAGAUGAUAUAAGGAGCUGCAUCGACAUGGACUCGUUUUUUGGCCAAGUCAUAAGGUCCUACACCAAUGAAAACAACUCGAUUUACUCUUACCUGAACAUGGCGUUUAGAAGGCAAAGGGAGAACCAUUAUUGCCCUACCGGCGAUGACCUAGCUAUGGGUCCAUAUUGCGUAAUGUACCAGAUGCUUCUCCUCUUCUGGAAGAACUUAGCGGCUGAAAGUCGAAUCACAUACCGAAAGAUGAUGCUUAGAAGAGGCGACGUGGAUAAAUAUACACCGGGGACAAGGUUUGUCUGGCAGUCAAUAGUUUCAUCCGCGGUGCGAGAUGAACACACCCACGCAUUUCCGACGCAAGGCCCAGUCGGAGAUAUCGCUAUCAUAUUUACGAUUGAUAACUCUACGCCGUGUGUUUGGCAACCACGAAACAUUGAGGCACAUGCAGAGUUUGAAGAGACAGAAAGAACGUACCCUGCAGGAGCAAAGUUCUUGGUCACCAAUCGACAAGAGAGAAACGAAGAAGUCAAUGUUUCGCUGAAACUGCUCGGGAAAUAAAAUUGACAACGGAACAGAAAUAAUCUUUGCUGUGGUGCAACUUUGUUUUGUACGAAAAGUGUUGUCGAACCUGUAUUAUGAAUAUUAAUUAGCUUGUUGCUUUUUGCAGGUAAGCAUGUUAAUUGUUGCAAUAUUGAAUCAUUAUAUUAUUGAAUUGUUA
This is a messenger RNA of Mya arenaria, 1477 nucleotides long. RefSeq lists its product as uncharacterized. The transcript has 2 exons. The coding region runs from base 127 to 1317 and encodes 396 amino acids. The record is from RefSeq and is a predicted model, not a curated record. Lineage: Eukaryota; Metazoa; Mollusca; Bivalvia; Myida; Myidae.